GUGAGAUAACCCGGGGGGAUUCCAAGCGCGUCAAAACAGAACCGGCGAGUACCAAAAGAGAGGAUGCUGCCACCACUGACGGAAAGCACGAAGAGCAGCCGGUACUGCAAAGAACGCCGCCGCCUUACAGCCCCAGCCCCGCGACACCUGCGGGCAGCCGCCGGCUCCGGGGUCGCCUCACGAAAUGGCGGCCGAGCCGCCGCCUGAGGGCCGUUGGCGGCGGUUGCGGCCGUUGUGGAGGCGCGCGGCGGCCGCGCGGCCAUGGCGGGGCGGCGGCAGGAGGCGGGCGCGGCGCUGAGGCGGCGGCAGGAGCGGGCGCUGCGCGGCACCAUGCGCGUCGUCAGGGAGCUGGGGCCCGCCGCCUUCCUGCUGCAGGAGGACGGCCGCCGCGGGCCGCCGCUCAGGGUGCUGCUCGGAGCGCCGCACUCGUGCAGCUGCGGCACCGCCCGGGCGGGAGCGAGGCUCUGCGAGCACCUCUGCUGGAUUCUUCUGAAAAAGUACCGAUUACCAAGAGAUCAUGAAUAUGCUUGUAAGUCGGGUCUUCUCGAAAGAGAAAUUGAGGAGAUACUUGAGCGAUUGCAUCAGAAACCAACACAAAAUGCAAAACAAACUCUCCUCUCACAAACACCACAUGAAGAGCAUGACAGAUGCAUUCAUCAGAAAGAAAUUGACAAAGAGGAUGUUUGUCCCAUUUGUCAGGAGGAGUUACUAAAGAAAAUGCUUCCCAUCACUUACUGCAGAUACAGCUGUGGUAACAACGUACACAUAAAAUGCAUGAAAAUUUGGGCUGACCACCAAGAUGAAACUGAGAAAGAUUCUGUAGUGAAAUGCCCACUCUGCAGGGAAAAAUUUGCACCUCUUAAGCUCAUUCUAGAAGAAUUUAGAAACUCUAAUCAACUUGUGACUGCAACAGAGAAAGCAAGACUGGAUACGCACCUCGGAAUCCCUUGCAAUAACUGCAGAGUAUUUCCAAUUGUGGGAAAGUGCUACAAGUGCACGGAGUGUGCUGACUAUCACCUAUGCCAUGAAUGUUUCAUUGGUUUCUGCCAUUCUCCACAUGUUUUUCUUUUUAGACAGAAGAGAAAUAAGAAAUGGAGAGCUCUUGAACAGCUUUCAGAAUUAUCAGCCCGAGGAGGAACAUAUAAAAGCUUUAACCCAGCAAAUAAUUCUGAAGAAAAGCUAUUAUAUCUUCAGAAGACUACUUGUACCCCAAAGAACAUUGUGAAGUCUUUACCUGUUAUUUUAGUUAGCAAACACAGUAAUUUACUUGCCCCAGGUAUUCAAUGUAGACUCUGUUUGAAGAGCUUUCAUCUUGGUCAGUAUGUAAGACUCCUGCCAUGUAAUCACAAGUUUCAUAGGGAAUGUAUUGACUGUUGGCUACUACAACGAAAAAACACAUGUCCGAUUGAUGAAUACGUUAUAUACAAUCCCCUGACUUGGAAGGAUACACCAGCCAAACAGGAGAACUUCCCAGCAGGUUCUCAUACAAGUGUUAAAAAACUUGUAAAACAAGGGAAACCGGAAAUCUGUGUCUCUGGAAGUCAAAUUUAUCUCAAGCAAGGAUCAUCUGCAUAUACAUCAGGAAGAUCUGAAAGUAGCUUCAAAAAGCUUUCUAAUAACAGUGUGCCUGAAACUCAAAAGGAUUUAAGAAAUUUUAGCGACCUCCAUCUAGGUAAUUCUGAUCCUAACAGCAGCAGAACUCUAUGCAAUUUUCCUAGGCAUGGUAAGGAUAUUUCUCUAAGCUCUUGUGAAGCAGCAUUUUCUGUGAAGUCCAGCACUAUUAGGAAGGCUGACAUUCAUAAUGCUUUCAGAAGCCCACACUGGAUUGACUGCAGCAAAACAAGGAAAGUAUUUCCUAUUAGAAAAGAUGACUGUGAUAAUUCCACAAAUGAAAGAUACCCCAGGGAGCUGAAUUUGAAAAUCAAUUUGUGUGCAACAAGCCAUUCUUCAAAAAAAGGUAGUAAAGAUAUGGGAAACACCAGCCACCAACAAAGGCUCCUAACAAAGCGACUGCCUAAGGAUAACCAUCUUAACUUUAAACAAACAAAAACAGAUUUAUUAUUGGAAGGAAUUCCACUGCAUGCCAGCUCACGAUUUCCUUAUUUUAAAUAACACAGCUGUAUUUUUAUUUCUAUAAUCCAUACACAGGAUUUCUUAGAGACCAAGACACAAGUUAAUAAGUGAAUAAUCCCAUGGCAUGAACUGCAGAUACUACAAAAACUAACCCACUGCUGUUGAGUGCUGCAAGAAAUGUUUGCAUUAGAUCAUCUCAAACACAGGAACUCAUCUGGCUGGUGUAGACAUGUUUCAGAAAAUAGCUACAUAGUUGUAAAAUUGUCACCUUUUCUUAUUUGCAAGUUUUUAACCUUCAGUCAAGUAAAUGACUCAAAAGAAAUGUAAAAUGUAGAGAGCUUUUAUAUUCUUAAAGACCAAUUAGAUCAAAGUUCCUAUUUAGAGGUGUAAUGAAGCCAGACUGAUUUUAACAUUAUUUCUGAGUCAUAUCAAAUCUGCUGUUUUCAGUGUGCAAUAAUAAAAGCAAGAUAAGCAAGAAACUCUAUAUGUGUCAGGUACAUGCUGUAUGAUCUGCUGUCACUUACUAAUAAUUAAUUCCUCAAAAGAGGAGCUAAGCCUUGAAUUAGCAUACAGGAACCACAGCUAUUUUCAACUGUGUAUAGAUGGCCAAGCCAAAGAACUACCAGGUGUAACAAUUAUUUCCCAAAUGGCAAUAUAAUAAAUUUUAAUUAAUGUGGCAGGAGAACCUUUGCAAAGUGCUUGCCUGUAGUCUUGUAGUGUUUCUGAACAAUGAUGAAAUUCAUGAAAUAUGGCUUUUGUGAAGUUUAGAAAAGAGUAAAGCUUGAGAAAUACUAUCAUCAGAUUAAAUUAAAAACAGGACAUUAUACCCUGGAGUUCCACUUAAGCUCUUCUAUAUCACAGAAUCGUCCUGUUCUUCUACCUGGAUUCUACUCAGAUAAUCUACUUUGAGAUUUGUAGUUGGAAUUGACAUCUGUCUUCUGCAUCGUGCAGACAUGCAGAAAUCUUUUAUUUUUUCCUCAGAGCCACAGAAAAUGUCUAAAUGGAAGAGUGGAGAAGAAAGAUUAUGAGCAAGAGCAAAACAUGAAAUAAUAUUCUUGUUCUUUAAGUACCCCUUUCCAAUUAAGCAAAAUCAAUUUACACUGUAAUCUUAAUUGCACUAUCCAAGGAACAGUAAUCAGAUUUAACAUGGAUAUAGAAGCCUUUCUUAACUAGAAAUGGGACAGAGAAUAUGACCGAACUAGAAUUGGUAAACUUCUAAGGACAAUAACAGUCUUUUAUCAUUGGAAUUAUGGCGAUGCGAAAUACAGUCUUUUAGUAUUACUUAGAAGUGUUAACACGAGACAAAUACAUUCCUACACAAUGUAUUAUUUCAAAGACAUUCAAAUCAGUGGUUUGCAGGGACAGGACAAGGAGUAAUGGUCACAAGAUAGAGCACAGGAAGUUCCGCACCAACACGCGAAAGAACUUCUUCAUGGUGAGGGUGAUGGAGCACUGGGACAGGCUGCCCAGGGAGGCUGUGGAGUCUCCUUCUCUGGAGAUAUUCAAGGCCCAUCUGGUCGCCUAAGCCUGCUUUUUUUGCCUAAAGCCUUAGAGCAGCCUGCUCUAAGGAACCUGCUUUGGCAGGAGGGUCGGGCCCUAUGAUCUUUUGAGGUCCCUUCCAACCCCUUCAAUUCUGUGAUUCUGUGAAAUAAAAGUUAAGGGACUGAUGACUUUUUAAAACUAUUUUAUUAUAUUGCAUAAACUAUGACAUUUUACAAAUCUUAGUUACAUUUUUAGCAACAGACACACUGAUACCGGAACAGAGAUGAAAAUACACCUCUGACAAAAUAUAAAAAGGUAGAAAUACUUAAAACCUGGAUGCUGAAUAUCAAGAGUGUUUUAAAUGAACUAUACCUGCUCUUGAGCGUUUCUGAAAAAGACUGCCACAGUAAUGAAGUUUCUGUUGAUUGUAAGGCUCCAACAUGCAAGGUGGUGACCACAGCCGGUGUCAUCAGCUCACCUACGUUUCAGCACCUCAGUAAUGGUUUAUGAUCUCCAUGCUCUAGUGUGCACGAAAAAGUUUUUACACAGUAGCAAGAUGAUGUAAAAACAGUAUUGGACUGAAGUGCAACAAGUGCCUCAAAGGAACUGAAUCAGUUAAAUGGAAGAAAAAAGUACCACUGCACUUCUGGGGAGGCGCGAAUAUAGAAAUGUAGAUCAAAGAAACUGUAAAUUGUAGAUUGAAGAAAUUGUAAAAGGUAGAUUGUAGAAAUUAUAGAAAUAAACUGGCCAAAAAAAAGUUACAUUUGGUAAAAUCACUUUUAAGCUGAGUGCUAAUGCUAGAAAUUAUAAAUACAGCUUUCACCCACCAGUCUUAAAAUAAUGUGAAGUCAUUUUUUUUCUUUUAAAUAAACAUAACACAAAAAGACUGCUUUUAAAUGAAAACAAAGCUCAAAUUAAAAAUCUCUUAAUCAACCUUUCAUAUGAAUUCUUUAUCAGAAAUGUACCGGCUCACAAUUAGAAGUGUGGCACAAUUUAGUGAGAAUUCUAUAAAAGAAGGCUCAUUUUUAACUCUGUAGGCCUACCAUAGUGUUUUGCAUAUGUAUAAUUCCACCAAAUCUUAAACAAAGAGAAGCUUGGGUUAUGUACACAAUACAAGUUACGCCCCAAAAUGAGAUACAAAUUAGUUCUAGAAAACAAAAAUUAAAUACAUAAGUCCGUAUAGUUUCUGCUUCUACUGGCAACAAUGGUUAGCAGCUAAAAAAGGAUUUUUAUUAUAAUAAUAAUUUGUACAUAUAAACAUAUAUUAAUUUCAUUUCUGGAGUUAAAAUUCCAGUCUCAUACCUGUAAAUCCAGUAACUUCAAGAUGCUUACUCUUGACUUAUGAAGUUGAAUCAGAUCCCAUAUGUGGAUUUUUAAAAGAUACUACUAAUCAGAUUGCUAAAGAUAUACUUCUUUAAUUUCUUUUCAAACAUAAAAUACAAAAGAGACAGGGUGUACAAUCAUCAUCAUGCAGGAGUCAGUAUUCCAACAUAAAAACACUAUAUCUGCCUUUGAAAAUACUAUAAAAGCUACAGAAUUGCAAGUAUGAAUUAGUUGGUUUUCAUGGUUGUUUUUUUUUUUUUUUGGCUAACAGAAAAAAAAUUACCUGUGCUUUUCCAAUAGUCAGGUGUUCCACUGAUAAAAUAAGUCUGAUGAAAGACAAAGGCACUUCAGCAGCCUAAAUUACCUUCAGAUUUUCCUAAUAUGCAAUGUUUCAUAUGCAGUAAUAGGCAACGGAUGUAGUUCACUGCGUUUUAAUUCGUACACUGUUACGAGUAAUGUUGUUAAUCUGUUUUGCAUUUUAACUAAUAUCAAGAGUUUCAAAUGCUGUCCAAUCAUUUCAUCCUCUUUGGUACAAACUACUGCUCAAAAACAAAGCAUACCACUAAACAUUUUCAUUCCUGCAUACUGGAUUAUUUUUGUGCAUCACCUCUAACUCUGCAUUGGUAAAUAAUGUUUCUAAUCAUCAUAAGUUGUGCUUUCAGGUUUUUAAGAUAUCAGACUUAUAAAACUGCCAUUUUCUGGCAGUAGUAUGAAGAUUUUUCCUGUUAAACUAACAGAAUUUUUAAGCAUUCCCCCCCAAACUUUUUUUUUUUUU
Molecule: messenger RNA, 5653 nt
Organism: Anas platyrhynchos (mallard)
Lineage: Eukaryota; Metazoa; Chordata; Aves; Anseriformes; Anatidae
Gene: ZSWIM2
Product: zinc finger SWIM-type containing 2
Molecular function (GO): ubiquitin protein ligase activity; zinc ion binding
Source: RefSeq, a predicted model, not a curated record